Meriones unguiculatus (Mongolian gerbil) is the source of this 3203-nucleotide messenger RNA. RefSeq names its product CDC42 small effector 2 (gene Cdc42se2). Gene Ontology annotation, cellular component: plasma membrane. Gene Ontology annotation, molecular function: small GTPase binding. NCBI's taxonomy places the organism in Eukaryota, Metazoa, Chordata, Mammalia, Rodentia, Muridae. The coding region runs from base 651 to 905 and encodes 84 amino acids. The transcript has 7 exons. The record is from RefSeq and is a predicted model, not a curated record. Gene Ontology annotation, biological process: regulation of Rho protein signal transduction.
UGUGGCUCCGCCCCUGCGCGCCAGAGCCUAGGCGGGAGGGCGGAGCCCGGAGAGGGGAGCGCAGCUGCGGGCGUGUGGAGACCCCAGAAGCGGCGGAGUCGGCGCUCGGAGCCGCGCGGCUGUAGCGGGCAGUCCAGACAAAGGCGACGAUUGGGUCAGUUUUGAGUGAAACGUGGAAACCAACCGAGAAGAAAUCUUCAAGGAACAACUUCUGCUAAUGAAUCUUCAGAGUCACCUGUGUGUGUCUUACAGACUAAUCUUCACUCAGAGACAGCGGAAUAAGUGUCCCCAUUGAUGAGUGGUCUGAGUCUCGUUGUGCCUGUGUUCUCUGACCUGAAGCACAUGUGUGUGGUCAGGUCCUCCAGGGAGAACGUCCUCACUCUCCUUUCUUGCUUUUUUACACUGCCCUAGAACACAGCGCUUCUUUUCAUUCCCACCGACUUGGAACCAGUGUCUGUAGAACUGGAAGCAGAGAAAAGAAACAGUCAAACUUUCCUCUUAAUCAACUUGAGACAUUUGACUCCAAGAACAGAGGCACAGUGAAGUAAAGCUAUCUCGACAACCAUUCCUCACCUUGAGGGUGGACGUGGAGCUUCCUGGCUGGAGAUUUGGAGCCUUGGUGGUGCUCACUCAGGCCUUGGGCUGAAAGCAUGAGUGAAUUCUGGUUGUGUUUCAACUGCUGUAUUGCAGAGCAACCUCAGCCUAAAAGGCGGCGACGGAUUGACCGAAGUAUGAUUGGAGAGCCAACCAACUUUGUGCACACAGCUCAUGUAGGAUCCGGAGACCUAUUUAGUGGGAUGAACUCAGUCAGCUCCAUUCAGAACCAAAUGCAGUCCAAGGGAGGCUAUGGAGGUGGGAUGCCUGCCAACGUGCAGAUGCAGCUGGUGGACACAAAGGCAGGAUAGCCCUGGUCCCUUCGGUCUUUGUGAAUUUCUGUAUUUUCUCUGUCCACAGUUCUAUACUAUUUUUGUCUUGUGAUUGGAUUUCUUUUAUUUUUAUUAUAAAAACGAAGCGUGGCAGCAACCUGUUCACCCCUGUGAUCUCCAGCAAGACGUUCCUGCUCGAGGAAGGCGGCGUCAGACCGACGUGACCUACCUUGCCGUCAGCGGUAUGCAUGCCUGGGACUCUGACAGAGUUCUUUGGAUCGUAGCUGAAUUUUCAAUGUUUAAUCGACAUGGAUUGGAUCUUAGCAUGGUCUUUUUCGUGACUGCUAGCACUGUUUUGUAAUUUUUCAAUUUUAAACCUUUUCAUUGCGCCUCCAGCCCCUCUGCCUUAUGAUUUUACUGGUAAGCAAAGACCUGUAAUUACUGCCACCACUUAUGUAUAUUUUGAAGGCGUGAGACCCACAAGCACAAUAGUCCUUUUCAUCUGUUGGAAACUUGAGCGGAGCGCGCGUCUGCACACUCCAUGGUGCUGCUCAGAGGGGACCCCAUGGGACGCCAGACACCGGUGUCCUGAGCUGCUGCGGCUUGAGGAUGCUGCUCUCUUGGAGGAUGCUUUCCAUAAUCCCAGUGGGUUCUGGUCUGAUUAGAGCAGUGACAGGAAAGCAGAGGCAGCCACUUGGCUGUGAAUGUUCAGUGUAUUUAUUUGAGAGUAAGGACCUGUGAUUGUGAGCAGAUACCGUUUGUAUCUGAGUGUUGUGAAGCCCAUCCAGUUUCUCAGCAUCUUCGUCCUGUUAGCUCUUCUUUGUGGACCUGCCUCUGUUUUCUUUUAGUCUUUUGGUGUCCAUUUGUUUCCACGAGCUGUGUGUUGAGAUUCUGGCCUCUGCUGCCAGCUGGGACUUGCAGCCCCUCAGCCUUCCAGUGUUCCACUAGCUGCGGAGGCUGAGGCAGCUUCCAGCAGCAGCCUGCUGCCUGGCUGACCCACUGACAGGAGCCAGCCCUCACACUGUGUGUGCUUCGUCAGCGGCCUUUGCUCAGGUCCCAUUCUGUUCCUCUUCCCCGCCGAGUGUGGGUAGCUGGGCCUGUGGUCCAGGUUACUUUCCAUCUAACUGCCUUUGAUUGAUUAACAUUCACCCAGAAGAUGGGUCUUAACUGAAAUUAGAGCUCUGAAGGAAGGCACUUAGAGCCUUUUUUUUUUUUUUUUGAGAAGCUGUGAUCUUUUUCUGUUCUGCCUUUGCCUGUCCUUGCCCUACACUGAUCCUGUCCUGAGAAUGCUGACUGAAGAGCCACUGGGCUGAUGCAGGCAAAGCCGAAAGCAUUUCUCCUACCUUUCUUCUGACCUUAAUUUACCAGUAGGAACACUGGAUGACCUGAUCCUUUGAUUUUUUUUUUUUUUUUGUAAUUCUUACUGUUCAUAGGUGUCAUUCCCAAGCACAGACAGAAUCUGUCUAGGAGAAACAUUUAAUUCACUGUUGUCUUUAACUCACCAUGCGGACACUGCACUCUUGAGUUUGUCAUUCUGCUUAGCCAGGGCAAGGUUCCUGCCGGGCACUGCUGUGUGCAAACUCUUUCUGUAUGACAGACAGGGAUCUCUUGGCAUCAUCAGCACUGAUGGAUGGGACAGCACAAGGAGCCAUUGUCCCCUCCCCUGUCACUCUGUUUGCUGCUCCAAGGCCAGUUAUUAAUAAGCCAAAGGCUCGUGGAGCCCAUAAUGGUCCUGCAGCUGCCUCUGACCUCUCAGCAGUGAGACACUGUAUACAGUGCACCGCGCCGGUGCCCUGGAAGGUUUCAGUAAAGUCAAGAAAAUGUACAGAGUAACCUUGUACAUGAUGGUCUUCUAUGGCGGCCUAAGGAUGCUGGCAAAGGUGCAGGGAGGCAAGCUUCCCUCCUCCCUACAUGGGAUUGUAAACCUUGGGAACGCCUUUGUUCCCCAUAGUAACACAUCUCAUUUUUAAAUUGGAGCUAAUAGGAUUUUGUACCCAGAAUUUAUUAUAUUAAUACUUCUCUGAACUACGUGGUGACAACUAGUAAGCAAGAGAAACAGCUGACUGCAGCAGUGUGCUGGGCGUGGCUUCUCCAGUGGGCCUGGAAAGUUUGUCCAUUAGCUUCCUUUGGUUACUAAUGGAGCUGGUGUAGAGAGCAGCAGCCUUGACCUGUUCAGUGGCUUCUGCUGAGCACCAGAAGACAAGAUGGACGUAUUUUUAUAAUAUAAGCAUACUUUUUUUGUACAUUGUGUUCAUUCUUGAAUAAAGUGAGCUCACUGUUGGCUUGUAGAUAUUAAAAAGAAAGUAUUGAUUUUGAUUCAAUAAAUGUUUUCUUUUA